AUGCAACAAUCCACAUCCUUUGUUCUUGUUCAUAGUGAUGCGAUUAUGUUCGAGUUUGUUUUCCACGAAAUCUGUAUUAUUAUGCUAAGUGCAUCAACGAUAUCAAGAUGUGAUGCACAUUGGAAUCUAUCACUCAAUCAUACACGAUCAAUUACAUUCAAAAUCAAUACAGAUUCAGUUCAGCAUUGCCAAAGAACAUCCAUGGUCGAACAGAUUCUGGAUGCAUCACCGAAGCCGAAGCUCUCGUCUCUGGUAAUGGCAUGGAUGGAUUUUCGUCAUUGUUCGCGAAAAUAUCACAAUCUGAAAUACGUUCACCUUUUGUUAAGUGGAAUAUACAUACAAUGUGAACCUUGUUUUGACAUUGACCGGUUGGACGAGUUAGUACCUCAUCUGUCUGUACUCAAAACAAGUGAUGCGGUUCUGAUGCUGAAUGAACAUCUGAUUGAAUUUACAUUAGUCCUCGAUUUGAUCAGUUGGUACAUUUAG
Adineta ricciae is the source of this 486-nucleotide messenger RNA. NCBI's taxonomy places the organism in Eukaryota, Metazoa, Rotifera, Eurotatoria, Adinetida, Adinetidae. The record is from the annotation of a GenBank genome assembly.